Messenger RNA from Emericellopsis atlantica, 1206 nucleotides. Its product is annotated as arsenical-resistance protein. The transcript has 3 exons. Gene Ontology annotation, cellular component: plasma membrane. Lineage: Eukaryota; Fungi; Ascomycota; Sordariomycetes; Hypocreales; Bionectriaceae. The coding region runs from base 1 to 1206 and encodes 401 amino acids. Gene Ontology annotation, biological process: antimonite transmembrane transport; arsenite transport. The record is from RefSeq and is a predicted model, not a curated record. Gene Ontology annotation, molecular function: arsenite transmembrane transporter activity; antimonite transmembrane transporter activity; antiporter activity.
AUGCCUGCCCUCGCUUCGACCGACGCAUCCGCGCCGCCAGACACGUCCACAGGCAUCGUGGCCAACGAGACAGUGCCCCAGGAGGCCGAUGCUGAGAAGGGCCUCGCGCCGCUUCAGCCUGGGCCCCAUGAGAAGCAGUCUGACCCCGGGCCCGCCACCCAGACCUCUGCUUUCAAGGCGCUGGGCUGGCUCGACCGGCUGCUAGCCCUCUGGAUCUUCCUCGCCAUGGCCAUUGGAAUCAUACUGGGCAACUUUGUCCCCAAAAUUGGCCCGGCCCUCCAGCAGGGCAAGUUUGUCGACGUGUCCAUCCCUAUUGCCAUUGGACUGCUCGUCAUGAUGUAUCCGAUCCUGUGCAAGGUCCGCUAUGAGGCGCUACCCGAGGUCUUCUCGCACCGCGCUAUCUGGAAGCAAAUUGCCUUUAGCAUCUUCAUCAACUGGAUCGUGGCCCCCUUUCUCAUGCUUGGUCUCGCAUGGGCGUUCCUCCCGGACGAAGAGGGCUUGCGCGAGGGUCUCAUCCUCGUUGGCCUCGCCAGGUGCAUAGCCAUGGUCCUCAUAUGGAACGGACUUGCGGGCGGGGACGCAGAGUACUGCGCCAUCCUUGUGGCCGUCAACUCAAUUCUGCAGAUGGUCCUCUAUGCACCAAUGGCUAUCCUUUUCAUAAGCGUCAUGGGCGGCGACGCGGCGGCCAAUGUCAUCUCGUACUCGGUCGUUGCCACGAGUGUCGCCGUCUUCCUCGGCAUCCCUCUGGGCGCCGCCGUGAUCACCCGCUUCGUCCUACGCAAGCUGGCCGGCGCAGAAUGGUAUGAUAGCGUCUUCCUGCGCUUUCUCUCCCCGUGGGCGCUCAUUGGCCUGCUCUAUACUGUUCUCGUUCUUUUUGCAUCGCAAGGUCGCCAGGUCGUCCAGCAGAUUGUGUCUGUCGUUCGCGUGGCCGCACCGCUUAUCGUCUACUUUAUCGUUGUCUUCUUCGUCACCCUGUGGAUAGCACGCCGUGCCGGUUUCAGCUACCCGCUGUCCGCGACGCAGAGCUUCACGGCGGCUAGCAAUAACUUUGAGCUGGCCAUUGCCGUCGCCGUUGCAGCGUACGGGCCGGACAGCCAGCAAGCACUGGCCGCGACGGUGGGACCCUUGAUUGAGGUGCCGGUAUUGAUCGGGCUGGUGUAUCUGGUGCGGAUGGUGGCCAGGCGAUGGGAGUCUAGCAAGGUAUGA